Molecule: messenger RNA, 1206 nt
Organism: Verticillium alfalfae VaMs.102
Lineage: Eukaryota; Fungi; Ascomycota; Sordariomycetes; Glomerellales; Plectosphaerellaceae
Exons: 2
Coding region: 1-1206 (401 amino acids)
Source: RefSeq, a predicted model, not a curated record
AUGGUCGCCAUCAAAGCUCUUGGAAAGACUGGUGCUCUGCUGGCUGCCAUCCUUUUCGGACCCCAGCUUGCCAAUUCUCACUCCUGGGUCGAGCGUCUCAACCGCAUCGCCUCUAAUGGCACCAUGGUCGAGCCCGCCGGCUUUGCCGCCGGCUUUUCUGGCCGUGGCGCUGGCUUCUCAGAUGUCACUGUCACAAACGACGUCUCCGGAGCUGGCCUACCUCUUUGCAAGCAGCCUGUCACUGCUCCUCAGGACCCCAACUUCCCCAUCCUGACCGCUGCUCCUGGCGAUCAGAUUGCCGUUCGCUACCUUGAGAAUGGCCACGUCACCAACCUCGAACCCGGUCGACUUGACCAUGGCGGUGUCGUUUACAUCUACGGAACGACCGACCCGCGUCCUGAUGAUACCCUGGCCAACAUUCACCUCAAGUGGACCCCUGACGGCAAGGGCGGUGACGGGCGCGGAAAGCUUCUCGCAACUCGCAAGUAUGACGAUGGUCGCUGUUACGAGGCCAACGGCUUCGAUCUCUCGGGAAGGCGCCAGAACGAGUUCCCUGUCCAAACCAACGAGCUGACUGGUCCCAACAACUGGUGCCAGAGCGAUGUCAGCCUCGCCAAGGAUCUUCCCCAGGGCACCCAGUACACCCUCUACUGGGUUUGGAACUGGCCCAGGCUCGACACCGAGGACAAAGAGGUCGUCGUGAGCGAUAUCCACGCCGUCUACCCCAAGGGCGGAGCUCCUGCCGGCCGCAAGGACCUGGAAGGUGAUCAUGUCAAAGUCGCCCAGAUUUACAGCUCCAGGCUGGAAACGACAGUGGCAGUUCUGCCCCUUUUGCAAGCAGUGGUCUCGGCCAGGGCGUCCGUGUCAAGGAUGAUGACUUCAUCACCAACCCCGCCGACUACAACGGCAUCGCUAUUGCUGGCCAGCUGGAAGAACCCCUUCAUUGUCGCCAUUGACGGCAUUGGUGGUGGCCCUGAGCAGGGUGUUCCUACUGCUUCACCCAGCGCUGGCACUGACAUCCCGACCACCACGCCUGUCGGCGGCAUUCGUACUGUCACCGUCACCGCGGAGCCGACCACAGUCUAUGCCACGGCCACUGUCACGGCUGGUGCUGGCAACGCUGGCGGUCCUCCAACUGUCACGCCCUUCAUGCCGCGCCAUAACCUCCGUGGCCGAGCCUCGUGGGGGUUUGGCACCAACAGAUAA